Messenger RNA from Sphaeramia orbicularis (orbiculate cardinalfish), 3125 nucleotides. It is a transcript of the gene arhgef2a, whose product is annotated as Rho guanine nucleotide exchange factor (GEF) 2a. The record is from RefSeq and is a predicted model, not a curated record. Lineage: Eukaryota; Metazoa; Chordata; Actinopteri; Kurtiformes; Apogonidae. Gene Ontology annotation, biological process: actin filament organization; cell morphogenesis; regulation of Rho protein signal transduction. The coding region runs from base 144 to 2843 and encodes 899 amino acids. Gene Ontology annotation, molecular function: guanyl-nucleotide exchange factor activity; microtubule binding. Gene Ontology annotation, cellular component: ruffle membrane; cytoskeleton. The transcript has 22 exons.
ACAGUCUGCCUGGGAGGAAGGAUUUUUUUGGUCUAUUUUCUCAGUCUACGGUAUUCACUGAAAAGCUUUCACACAGACGUACGAUUUAUUUAUUUAUUUUUUAUCUUCAUAGAUUUUGAAUUUUUGAGGAAAUAAAAGUCACAAUGUCCAGAGUUGGCAACCUGUCCAAACUGCGCCAAGAGAGGAUGAAAGAGAUCAACCUGCGGAACAAAGAAAGAGAGCGCAUAAGGGAACAAGAGAAGGAAGCACGGGAGAAGGAGGCACGUUACAGCAACGGUCACCUCUUUACCUCGCUGACAGUUUCAGGGACAACACUAUGCUCAGCAUGCAACAAAAGCAUUACCGCCAAGGAGGCCCUCAGCUGCCCCAUAUGCAAUGCCACUAUCCACAACCGCUGUCGAGACACUUUGCCAAACUGUUCCAAAAUGAAACAACGGCAGCAGAAGAUGGCCCUAACACGGAACAACUCGGCCCUGCAGAAUGUUACACUGCGCACAAAAAAUCCAAGAAUGCGUGAACGACCAAGUUCAGCCAUAUACCCUUCAGACACCCUACGACAGUCUUUGCUGGGAUCUCGCCGUGGACGCUCUGGUCUAUCCUUGUCCAAGAGCGUCUCUACCAACAACAUUGCAGGGACACUGAAUGGUGAGUCUCCGCUGGGACUACGCAGGAUUCUAUCUCAGUCCACGGACUCUCUCAGCUUCAGGACCAGAGCCGUAUCAAUGGAGUCUCUCGAUGAUGGAGACAUCUACUACUCUUCGGUGCUAGAAGACCUAGAACUGGAAGGCCAGGAUUUUAAAGCUGACUCAUGGAGCAUGGCCGUGGACAGGAGUUACCUGCAGACACACCGCAAAAAUAUCAUCAAGAGGCAGGAUGUUAUCUAUGAGCUGAUCCAGACAGAGGUGCACCACAUGCGAACACUACGCAUCAUGGAACGUGUGUUCCAGCAGGGCAUGCUCGAAGAGAUUCAGCUGGAACCCAGCGUAGUUCAUACUAUGCUUCCGUGCCUGGAUGAGCUGUCCAGGAUACAUUCCCAUUUCCUAGCACAACUUCUCAUUCGGCGCAAUGACAGCCUAGAAGUUGGAUCCAGUUGCAACUUCACCAUUCACCAGCUUGGGGACAUUUUGCUACAACAGUUCUCAGGCCAGUGUGCAGAUGAGAUGAGGAAAACCUACGCUGAGUUCUGUAGCCGCCAUUUGAAGGCUGUCAAACUGUACAAGGAACUGCUGGCCAGAGACAAGAGGUUCCAGUGCUUCAUACGGCGGGUGAGUCGUGGACCCUUGCUGCGUUGCCAUGGUGUUCAGGAGUGCAUACUGUUAGUGACUCAGAGGAUCUUCAAGUACCCUGUCCUUAUUCAGCGCAUUCUGGACAACACCACUGAUGAUGAAGAAGAAGCCUCUUCUCUGGCCCAAGCUCUCUUGAUGGUUAGAGAUCUUCUCAGUUCAAUAGACCAACAGAUGGAAGAUCUACAGAAGACAGAAAGGAUGCAGGAGAUUCAGUCAAAGAUGGACCCGCGGGCCGAGGCCAGAGUAAGGGAUGGUAGACAGUUUAGGCCAGGAGAGCUGCUCCGCCGAAGACUCAUCCACGAAGGAACCCUGUUUUGGAAAUCCCCAGGAUCACGUCUCAAAGAUGUACAGGUCUUACUGAUGACAGACAUCCUGGUGUUUCUACAGGAGAAAGACCAGAGGUACAUCUUUGCAUCCUUGGAGAAACCCCCAGUACUGUCCCUUCAGAACUUGAUAGUGAGGGAUAUAGCCAAUCAGGAGCGGGGCAUGUUCCUCAUCAGUGACUCCUCUCCUCCUGAGAUGUAUGAGCUCCAUGCUGCUUCAAAGGAAGAGAAGAAAACUUGGAUGUGCCACAUUCAGCACACUGUCAGCAAGUGCCCUUCAAGAGAGGAGUUCCCCCUCAUAGAGACCGAACACAAAGCCCAUCUAAGAAGACUCAAAGCUGACCUCCAGCAAAAGGACAAGGAGAUGCUGGAGCUCCUGCAGGAGAGGGUCACUCUGUUUUGUGAGCUGGCAGAGCUGAGCUGUGGUCAGGGGGGGCUGCAGCUCACCAACACCCGAUACCUGUUCAGAGCAGACACACCACAAGCUCCACGGGCUGAGAAACUCCUACUGGAUGCUACAUCUGAGGUGGACAGGUUGAGUGAGCUCCUCCUGGGUUCCAGAGCGGCCAUUCCCCCUCUGUACCAACACCACCACACAGAAGCAGUAGAAACCUGUGAUCAAUAUCCAUUGAUUAACGGAACCUAUGAUUUCACCACAGAAAAGGAAAUAUAUCAAAGGCUGGUUAAUCUCAGCGUUUAUCUCCAUGCACUCCAGGCUGCUGUCAUUAAACAGGACACUAUAUUGGAGCUGCUGCUGCAGCCAGAGGACAAUAUCGUCCCAGCAGUUGGAGACCUAUGGCACCCUCUCAGACGAGAUAGCGGUAAUCGAGACCCCUGUGCAGGCUCAACCAUUGGGGAACUGGCUCUGCUGCAGAGACAGCACAGUCUACUGAAAGAGGAGCUGGUGAGGCUGCGUGAUGCUGAAAGUCGAUUCAAAGACAGUGAGAGGGCCAGGGCCAAGCUGGAACGGCAGGUCAGACACAUGAAGGUCUACAGCGGAGCUUCACCUGCCUCUCAACAAAUCAGGGAGCCAGCUUCUCAACUUCAUCAAGGAGGAGAGAUUUCCACCAGAGUGGAUGACACCCUGCAGGCCACCCACCAACCUGUCCAUCUAGAAGGCCUUCAAGAUGGGAGUGAUUUGGAGGUAGAAAUGACCUCAGAUGAUGAUGAUGAUGAUGAUGGGACAGCAUCUGGAAGCUCUAAAGAUCUUCAAGACAUUCAAGAGGAAAUCUGAUCUUUGAGGAAGUCCACAGUGAUAAUGUUCUAAUAAUAUGGAAUAUGUGAUUAUAAUACACAGUGAUGGAAGAGAUUUUUCAGCAUAUGGCUGAAAUACGAUGGUGUGCAUGUCCAUUUUUUUUCUUCAAGUUUUAAUAAUUGUUUAGCUGCUUUGCUUUUUAUUUAUCUAACCUGUGAGAAUAGAUAUUAUAUUUUUCAGUAAUGCUUUGGAUUGUUUGGAUUUCCCUGAAUUGUGCCUGAUGGAUACUGCAAUCCUACACUAUAACUCAUGAUCUAAAAG